Molecule: messenger RNA, 4260 nt
Organism: Astyanax mexicanus (Mexican tetra)
Lineage: Eukaryota; Metazoa; Chordata; Actinopteri; Characiformes; Acestrorhamphidae
Gene: tfcp2
Product: transcription factor CP2
Exons: 16
Coding region: 428-1918 (496 amino acids)
Biological process (GO): regulation of transcription by RNA polymerase II
Cellular component (GO): nucleus
Molecular function (GO): RNA polymerase II cis-regulatory region sequence-specific DNA binding; DNA-binding transcription activator activity, RNA polymerase II-specific
Source: RefSeq, a predicted model, not a curated record
GCUCUCCCGCGCUGAGGAAGAGAGCUGCGGAUAUUACAGCAAUACCUAAAAUCUAGAGAAUCGAGCAAAUAAACAAACAGGAGUUUUCUGUCUUAAAGGUCUGCUGCGCUCUUAUUUCCCUCUGUUUCGGGUGAUUUAUGAGGAGUAGAUAUUAUUCCGCGGGUAUUGGGGGAGUUUAGAGGCUUAUUUCGGUAUUAAAAGCUCGAUCUGACAGUUUGGUGAGUGUUGUCCGGAGAGAGACGAGCUGAGAGAGAGAGAGUCCGCCGAAAAACGGAUUAAAACCAUGGAGAGAAACAGCCGCCGCUCCAGCCCCGACACCCGCUCCUAACCCGGGGUGUGUGUGAGCUGCCCAAUCAGUCGCAGGUAAUCGAGGUCAGUGCGGUUGGCUGUGGUCAGUCGGACGUGAGGUAGAGCUGAAAGCUUGACGAUGGCGUGGGCUUUGAAGUUACCCCUCGCUGACGAGGUGAUCGAGUCCGGGCUGGUGCAGGACUUCGACGCCAGUCUGUCCGGUAUUGGGCAGGAGCUGGGAGCUGGAGCCUACAGUAUGAGUGACGUUCUGGCUCUCCCCAUCUUUAAACAAGAAGAGUCUAAUCUGCCUCCCGACAGCGAAAACAAGAUCCUUCCUUUCCAGUAUGUUCUGUGUGCUGCUACAUCACCUGCUGUCAAACUACAUGACGAAACGCUCACCUACCUCAACCAAGGACAGUCUUAUGAAAUUCGAAUGCUGGACAAUCGGAAAAUGGGUGAGCUGCCAGAGAUCACAGGGAAGAUGGUGAAGAGUAUCCUUCGUGUGGUGUUCCACGACCGCCGGCUGCAGUAUACGGAGCAUCAGCAGCUGGAAGGAUGGCGCUGGAAUAGACCGGGUGACAGAAUCCUCGAUCUAGAUAUCCCGAUGUCUGUGGGCAUUGUGGAUCCCAGGGCAAACCCUACACAGCUCAACACAGUGGAGUUCCUGUGGGACCCCUCGAAGCGGACUUCAGUUUUUAUUCAGGUUCAUUGCAUCAGCACAGAGUUCACCAUGCGUAAGCACGGCGGAGAGAAGGGGGUGCCGUUCCGCAUCCAAAUCGACACCUUCAAGGAGAAUGAAGCAGGAGAGUACACUGAACACCUGCACUCCGCCAGCUGCCAAAUCAAAGUCUUCAAGCCCAAAGGAGCUGACAGAAAGCAGAAGACAGAUCGAGAAAAAAUGGAGAAGAGAGCACCUCAGGAAAAGGAAAAAUACCAGCCAUCCUAUGAAACUACUAUCCUUACUGAGUGCUCUCCAUGGCCUGAGGCUACUUAUGUGAACAACUCUCCAUCACCAGGCUUCAGCACCACCACCCACAACAGCUUUCCUGUUAUUGAAGGGAAUGGAUCACCAAAUCACCAGCCAGAGCCAGUGGCACCGAUAGCAGACAAUCUGUUGCCCACGGCAACGCCACAGGAAGCGCAGCAGUGGCUCCAUAGAAACCGCUUUUCGCCAUUCUGCCGUCUCUUCACAAACUUCUCGGGGGCAGACCUGCUGAAGCUGACGAGAGAGGAUGUCAUUCAGAUAUGUGGUCCAGCUGAUGGCAUACGACUCUUCAACGCGUUGAAAGGACGAGUGGUUCGCCCCAGACUCACGAUUUAUGUGUGCCAGGAAUCGCAGCAGGCCAGAGAACAGCAGAAACAUGAGAAUGGUGAUGGCUCCAGCAGCGCAUAUUUUGUGUACCAUGCCAUUUACCUGGAGGAGCUCACGGCCGUUGAACUGACAGAGAAGAUAGCUCAGCUUUUUAACAUCUCUCCACGCCAGAUCAGUCAGAUUUUCAAACAGGGACCCACGGGCAUUCAUGUGCUGGUCAGCGAUGAGAUGAUUCAGAACUUUCAGGAUGAGGUGUGUUUUGUCUUGGACACGAUGAAAGCCGAGACGAACGAUGGCUAUCACAUCAUCCUGAAGUGAGAGCGCGGGACGGGGGUAGAGAGAUGGCCCCCUUUUUUCGUCAGAUUAACCCCACCCAUCACCCACAACCAAACCCCCCACACCCCUACGUCAGCACGCAGCCUGCAGCCCCUUGCCCUCCACUCUUCCUGGGAAGCGCUUACGACUGUUCAGCUUGGAACGAGCUUGGAGGUCAUCGUGGGACAGGGGAGAUGCGUCUGAUGUCUGAUUCGUUCUGUUCAGAAACCCCUACUGAUUUACUGUUUUACUCCCGACAGAGUUUCUGUACUGCCAGUAAUGCCCCGCCCCUUUUACUUCACGGAAUAUAUAUAUUUUUGUUUUGCUUUGUCAAUUUUGUUUUCUUUCUUUUUUUUUUUUUCUUUUAAAGUGUCUUUUCGUUAACAUUCAUGCCAAAGCCUGUUGCCUGAAAGUGACUGAAUGGGCUGUUGUUGAGUUAGCUUCAGAAAUAAUCUGAAUUGUCUAAUAUAUUCAUAUCUGAAACGUAAGACAUGCUGCCUACUCAGGCAGGAUUCUGAGGCAGAAAAGCUUAGUAACCUAGCCUUCUGUUUAAUUGGGCAAUGCUAAUAGUGAUGCUAAAUGCUAACAGCUAAUGAAAACACAGCUAAAUGCUUAUAUGUAGCAGUAAACUAACCCUGUACUUUGGCAAUGUCGGAACAUAUUUUUUAUUUCUCUCUUUCGGUUCGGAUACAGAGACCUUUAUCAAUACACUGCCUUCUAAGUGAGCUAGUGUGGCAAGGAAGGCGACGAGUCAGCACAUAUUGCGUUCGAGACACAGCCAGAAUAUGACCUAUAUUCCUUAAUCUUAUGCGUUAAAUCCUUAUACGUUAAGUCCUCAUACUCUAUGCCGUAGCUUGACGAGCACAUCCCAAGAAAUGUAACUAAACCUUGCACAGCACUGACAGCAGUUUGUGCUUUGUGUAAUUGGUCUGCCAAGCCUUGUCAUCCCGCCCACACAUUGCCACACAAUGCCUUCGCAAUUUAAACUGCAGAGGGACGCAGGCAAACCAGUGCACAAGUAUAAACGUGCACAGCGGCAUAGGGUGCUCGCACAGGCGACACAUAAUUCGGGUUUAUUUUUUUAAAUAUUCUGCAUCGAGUCAAUGCGUUUUUUUUAUUUUGUAUGAUGUCUAGUUAUCUUUCUGGACAGGUGCUCAUCAGGCUAUGGCAUAGAUUUGACGCAGAAGUAUACAUUGGCCAGUAGACAACACUUUAACACAAAAGUAUGCAAAAGUCUUAACCAGAGCUUGUUUUAGUCCCUGCAGGUGAGACUAGAGAUGAGAAUAGAGAUGGGUAUCUGUGUGAUGCUAAUGCGAGGCUAGGCUAAUUCGUUUGCUUAUUCAUCAGUUCAUUAAAGCCUCCUUAAUAAAUGAACGAUGCGCCUUUUGAAAAUGUUCAGCAUUCUGUUUUCCAGCGACUUUUUUCCUGUAGAAAUGGAGGGCUGGUUAAAGAUUAAAGACUGAUCAGUAUCAAGUCUUUACUGAUUAGUUGGGAGAUACUGAAUGCUAAAUAUAAGCAGGUUUUUUUUUUUUGUUUGUUUGUUUUUUCAGUUUGCAUUUUCCAGUGUCUCCAGAGAUCUUAAUUUUCUCAUAUGCUGUUGACAUAUACAUGUUGUGAUAUCAGAGCCAAGUCCUUUGUCAGUGAGCUUAUUAGCUUAUGGCAAGUACUGAACAUGCUAAGCUUGAUAUGUUUGCAGUUCGCAGUCUUAUUGAGUUACAAUAGAAUUCUAUGGUGUAAAGAUGAGUAAAUGUUGUGUACCUCAUUUAUUAACAUUAUUGUCAGUCUUUAAGCAGUUGUUCUUUCUAUUGCUGAUCAUGUGACUCAUUGAAUUAGUUCAUAAAGGUUCUUAAAUGCACACUACAUCAUCUCUUACUGUUUCAUCAUCUUUACUGUUCAGACAGUACACUCAAACGGCACCACCAGGCAUUCUUCAUGCUUUUUUAUUUGCUCUUUUUUCAUUUUUCUCAUUUGUUACAUUUCUCGUUUGUUGUAAUCAUCAUCGUCAUCAAAAGCUCUGGCAUUAGAAUAUACUUUUUACAUUUGCAAACUUGCCUUUUAUCUUUUAGGAGGGAACUGUUUAUGUUGAUGAAUCAUGUUUUAUGUGAGUCUGCAGUCCAGCACAUCCUUUACUGGUCAUUCACGUUGUUGAGCUGGUUAUGAACACUGCAGUGCAAAUCCAUCUGGGGUGAAAAUGAUGCAGUUGAACUGUGUUUGAGGGUAAAGAUGGAUAGCUGUGCUAAAUGUAAGAAGAUAAAAGAGAUAAAGAGGUCACUUGAGGCAUUGUCCACCUUUCCCCCUGUUCCCACAUCAUUACAACAAUUAAAAUGUGGCUUAGCCAUCAAACA